UUAGUACAUCGGAUCAGCAAUAAUAUGUCGGGUUACCCAAAUCAGCCUUCCGGUUACGGUUACGGCUACGGCGGCGCCGGAGCCGGCGGUGGAUACGGAGGCUACGGAGCUCCUCCGCCAACUGCCCAGCCCUACGCCUCUUCGGCGUACGGCGGACAACAACCACCGCCUCACUCUCAGCAGUCGUACGCUCCGGUGUCCGCCCCGUACGGCGCACCGUCGGCACCGUACGGAUCAUCUACCGGAGACAAACCUCCGAAGGACAAGCCUCAUCAGUCCUACGGCGGGGCUGGUGGCGGUCAUCAAUCUUACGGUGGAGCCGGUGGCGGUCAUGCUUAUCCUCCACCUAAUUCGUACGGAAACCCUUUCGCGUCGCUCUUGCCCUCGGCCUUCCCGCCUGGUACUGAUCCGAGCAUCGUCGCCUGCUUCCAAGUAGCCGAUCAGGAUGGGAGUGGCUUUAUCGAUGAUAAGGAGUUGCAAGGUGUUCUGUCCUCGUAUAAUCAGAAGUUUAGCAUCAGAACUGUUCACCUCCUCAUGUACCAUUUCACCAACACGAACACCAGGAAGAUCGGGCCCAAGGAGUUCAUUGCUCUGUUUUAUGGUCUUCAGAGCUGGAGGGGUAUUUUUGAGAGAUUCGAUUCAGAUAGAAGUGGAAAAAUCGAUUCCAAUGAGUUGCGAGAAGCACUUUUGAGUUUGGGCUUUGCAGUCUCACCGGUGGUCUUGGACUUGCUGGUGUCUAAGUUUGACAAAAGCGGUGGGAAAAGCAAGGCCAUUGAAUAUGAUAAUUUCAUAGAGUGCUGUCUUACGGUCAAGGGACUGACUGAGAAAUUCAAGGAAAAGGACACCACAUAUUCUGGUUCUGCAACCUUCAGUUACGAGGCUUUCAUGCUGACUGUCCUGCCAUUCCUUAUCGCCUGAGGAGUUUAUCGGCCUUCGAUCCAGCACCUGUUCUCAAUUUGCAGGAUAGGAGGGGCCGAUCAUUUGCUAUUUCCCAACAGAUGCAUGCAAUACAUUUUUCUGAAAUGUGGUGGGACGGACAAGAAACUGUUGGUCUUCUCGACGUCAUCGAACAAAAUAUGUAUAAGUUGGACGCUAUCGUCCACGUCCCAAGCCUGGUAUUUGUUCAAGCUGGUCGAUCACUUCUUUCCUUCGUGCCACGCUGCAAUCUUCUCAAGCUGAGUCGUUUGCAAACUCAUUUCUGUCCGAAUCACCUCUAUCAUAUCCGAUGUUAACAGAUCCGGUGUUAGAGCCAAUGCAAGUAUUAACUGACGUUGGGUGGUGCCAAAGAUUGUCAAUAUGGUAAUUAGUUCGUGGCUUUUCAUGAUAAUUAAUUGGACAAUGAUAUGUUCCUAAAACACAAAUAUAGUCGCUUCAUAUCAUAUUAGACACAAACAUGUCGUUUGGUUUUUAGCUUUAUUGGCCGUUCACCCAUGUACAAUUAAACUAAUCCUUAUAUACAUUACGAUCAUUCCAAGAAUAAA
Momordica charantia (bitter melon) is the source of this 1481-nucleotide messenger RNA. RefSeq names its product putative calcium-binding protein CML50. Gene Ontology annotation, molecular function: calcium ion binding. NCBI's taxonomy places the organism in Eukaryota, Viridiplantae, Streptophyta, Magnoliopsida, Cucurbitales, Cucurbitaceae. The record is from RefSeq and is a predicted model, not a curated record.